Messenger RNA from Schistosoma rodhaini, 612 nucleotides. Lineage: Eukaryota; Metazoa; Platyhelminthes; Trematoda; Strigeidida; Schistosomatidae. The record is from the annotation of a GenBank genome assembly.
CAAGUAAUCAAGUUUCCUAAUUCGUUACAACAUUAAUAGAUUUUUUAAAGGGGAAUUUCAAUGUGAAAUCUUUAAAUUUUAGUUUCAAAAUAAUUUUCUGUAAAUGAAUGUUUUCUGAAUAUUUCCCUAAUCAAAUCAUGAGACCUGAGCACUACUUUUUAUCAAAAAGUCAUCUCUUCUUUGCAAUAAUCAUCUUGGGAGUUAUACAAAUUGCUUAUUCACAAAAAAACUUGGAAAUUUUUCGCUUUCAAAUUGCUCAGUGUUCAACAAUGACAACAACACUAGGUGCAAACUUAAGCUACUGUUUAUUUUGCGUUCAAAAUUAUAGAGAAGAAUGUAAUGAUUUAUGUGCAUCCCAGGAAGUGGAUCAAGAAAUCUGUAGUCGAAUAUGUUGGCGUUUUGCUAAAUACGGAACGUUUUCAUGUAAAAACAAUGUUGGAUAGCAUUAGGCAAGUUUAUAAUCUCAAAGAAGUGAAACAUGUAUUCUAUUCAAUUAAAGCCAAAAUAAACAAACUAUUCAUCAUAUAACUGAUCUAAACAAAAGUGAAUAAAAAUCUUAUAAAAUGCUGUAAAUUAACCACUCAAUUGUUCAAUAAGAUAAUUUUCUUAGUG